UCCCUCACGCACCGCGCCGCCACUGUCUUCUCUGGCUCUGGGACGUCCAGGUCGUGCAGGUGCUCACCCCCGGGCUGGCCGCGUCGGCGCCCAAGCUCAGGCCGGCCGGAUCACCACAGUAUCGACAGAGAUCAACAUGGAGCUGAGUCCAAUCAGCGCUUCGUUGGGCGCCAUGGGCUCCCUUCCGCGCAAGCUCGACGAGCUCCUUGCGACCAAACACCGGGCUCUGCGGGGGGUUCUGAUGGAUGAUAUCGAUCAACUCAGGGCUCAUCUUUGCAUCCUAUACAACUUCAUGCUGAAGCUCUCUGAUGCGCCGCAGGACCCUCCUAUGUCUGUGAGGUACUGGAUGAAGGAUGUGCGCGAGCUAUCCUAUGACAUGGAGGACUUUGCCGACCAAUUCGUCCAUGCUCAUGGCCGUGCCAAGAUCCCUAGAGCUAAUCACCGCAAAAAUAAAACCCGUUCUCGGGUAAAGAUUGACCGCCUUCCAAAGAGGCACAAGUGGCGACCUGGGAUCACCCACAAAAUUUCAGAAUUCAGGUCUCGAGCAUAUGAGGCGAUUCAGCGCUACUGGAGGUACAAGUUUGAUGAUUGCGCCCCCAAUCCUAGGUACUCACCUAUUGGCCAUGGCCGUCCAACUAUUUUGCCACAUCCUGAUGACCUUGUUGGCAUAGAAGGACCAUCAAAUGAGCUCGAGCGGUGGUUGAUCAAUGGAGAGGAGCAGCUCAAGGUGGUGUCCAUUGUCGGUGGUGCAGGAAUCGGUAAGACCACUCUUGCCUUGAAGUUGUGGGGUACACUCCGUGGACAAUUCGAGUGUGGGGCAUUUGUUCGGACAGCACAAAAGCCCGAUAUGAGAGGUAUUCUCAGGAACAUACUCUUGCAAGUUUGACCGCACCAAUCUCCCAACCAUGGUGAGAUGCGCCACCUAAUUAACGACCUCAGAGAGUAUCUACAAGACAAGAGGUACUUUCUUAUAAUUGAUGAUUUAUGGGCUACCUCGGUAUGGGAUGUGGUUAGUCGCGCAUUUCCAAAGGGUGGUUGCAGCAGAAUAAUAACUACGACAGAGAUUAUGGAAGUAGCUCUCGCAUGCUGUUGUUUUUGCCCUGAGCACAUUUUUAAAAUGGAACCUCUUAGUGAUAAUGACUCAGAGAAAUUACUGCUCCAAAGAAUCCUUGUCUCAGGAAAUCAAAGUCCGCAACAGUUUGAAGAUGUUAUACCUCAGAUUAUUAGAAGUUAUGGUGGCUUGCCAUUAGCAAUCAUCAUUGUAGCCAGAAUUUUAGCAAGCCAACCUGAGAAACUAGACCAAUGGGGCAGUGCACAGAAUUCUUUUCAUUCCAUUUUUGGGACAAAUCCUAACAAGGAAGGGUUUAUGGGACAAAUAUUGGACAUUUAUUUCAAUAGUCUUCCACAUUAUUUGAAGACAUGUCUGCUCUAUCUUAGUACAUAUCCAGAGGGCUACCUAUUCUCAAAAAAUGAUUUGAUGAAGCAAUGGGUAGCUGAGGGUUUAAUAUGUGCAAACAAAGGUGAAGACAUGGAGGAAGUUGCCGGGAGCUAUUUUGGUGAGCUUGUCAGUAUGGGCCUGAUCCAAGUUAUGGAUAUCACCAAUGAUUUUGAGUUCUUGUCUUAUUCAGUACACCAGCUGGUACUUGAUCUCAUUACAUACAAGUCCAUUGAAGAUAACUUCAUCACUAUGGUGGAUUAUUCGCAAACAACAACACCACUUACUGAUAAAAUUCGUCGAUUGUCGCUACACUUUGGUAGUGCAGCAUAUGCAACUACACCAGCAAGUACCAGAUUAUCACAAGCACGAUCACUCUUCUUUUCUGGACUGUUUACUAGCAUGCCUUUAUUCAUAUUUUUUAAGCUUCUUCGAGUCCUAAUCCUUCAUAUUUGGGAUGAUACUGGAGCCAAGAUGUUGAACGUUACAGGAAUUUGUGAACUUUUUUGGCUGAGAUAUUUGCAGGUCACAUGUAAUGUCACUGUAAAGCUACCAGAUAAGAUUGAAGCAAUGAAACACCUGGAGACACUGGAAAUAAAUGCAAGAAUACUUGAUGUUCCACCGGAUAUUGUUAGACUUUCGAGCUUGUUGCAUCUCUGCCUCCGAGGUGCAAAUCUACCUAAUGGUAUUGGGUGCAUCAGAUCUCUACGUACGCUCAUGUAUUUUGACAUUGGCAAUAGCUCCGAAGACAACCUAUGGGGCCUUGGUGAGCUGACAAACCUGCAGGAUCUUCAUCUCACUUAUUCUUCAUCACCCUCUAGUGAACAUUUGAAGAGAAAUCUGGUAGCUUUGGCCUCUUCACUUCGGAAACUUUGCAACCUCAAAUCGUUCACUCUUGCUCCUGGUAUUGCUGGAACUGUUGUUCUUUUUGAUGGCUCAAGCAGCAUGCCUACUCCCAUGUUUCUAGAGAAACUUGAGUUGUUGCCGCCCAUUUGCAUCUUUUCUAGACUUCCCAGGUGGAUCGGACAACUCCACAAAACCUGCAUUAUGAAAGUUGCUGUCAGAGAAUUGCCGACAAUUGAUAUUGCCAUCCUUGCCGGAUUACCUUCCCUCACAGUUCUCUCACUAUCUGUUCAUGCAGCUCCUGAGGGAAGGGUCGUCUUCAACGAUAGGGAAUUCCCAGUUCUCAAGUAUUUUAAGUUUAGAUGUGGUGUACUUUGCAUGCAUUUUAUGCCAGGAGCCAUGCCCAAUCUGCAAAGACUCAAGUUAGGUUUCAACACACAUAUUGGGGAGAAGUAUGACAAUAUGCUUGCUGGAAUUGAGCACCUCUUAAACCUCCACGACAUUGCUGGGAAAAUAGGAGCUACCACCGAGUCUGAAUGGAGUGCUGCAGAGUCAGCAAUCAACAAUGCCAUAAACAAGCAUCCAAGGUUUCCUAGACGUAACUUACAAUGGGUGGAUCCAGUCGAGGAAAAAUGUUGUCCUUCGGAAAAACAUCAUUUGAGACAAGAAAAAGGCACAGUAGGUGAAAAACAUGGGGUUCUAGAGAAAGCGAUUGAUAUGAACAAACAUGCGGACACUGGGUUGUCUCAACCUCCCAAUCUGCCAUCAAAUGUCGCUUCAGGUCGCCUGAAAUCAGGUAGUUUAGUUGACGAAUUACAAGAGUUUUCAGCACCAUCAUUGCCCUGUAAGGUAAGUUGCCCCCUUUGCAAAGAAACCUUACAACGGGAAAUAUUGGAUCUUCAUAAAAGUGAACAGUGCACACAGAGGUUGCUUGUAUGUCAAUAUUGUGAGUACCAAUUGCCUGCAAUUGAACUUCAUGAACAUCAGGCUGUAUGUGUACUUGCAACAGUGUUUUGUGAAACAUGCAAGAAGAAUAUUAGAUAUCGUGAGUGGUUAGGCCACGAAAUGCAGUGUUACGACUCAAAUGAUUCUGCAGAAUUAUCAAGAUUGCCUCAGCUGCCCGAUCUGCCAUCAACUGUGGCUUCAGGUCGCCUGGAGUCAGGUAUGGUUCUUCAGGAAUCAAAAAAUGAGUCGUCAUCAGCACCAUCAUGGCCCCUCAAGGUUUGGCGCUCUGCGGAACAGGAGAGGUGGAUGCCGUUGCCGUAUGGGGGAGAAGCCGACAGUUCUGCUGUCACAGAGUGUAGGCACGCCCACAAGCUCAUCUUGAAGAUUCUCGGGGCGGCGGUGACGGCCCGCCAGAACAGGCUCGAGUGUGAGAACCUCGCACAGUGCCUGCACGAAAUCAACGCCUUGUUCCCUGACCUGCGGCUGGACCGGGAGAUGGCGCAACCGCUGGCCAAGCUCAACCACAGGCUCAUGGAGGCGCAUGAGCUCGUUGUCGCUUGCCAGAGCUGGAAGUUCAUCUUUGCCCGCGGCGUGAAUGCGGAGCGGCUCAGGGACGUCAAGCGCAGGAUCCUUGAGUUCCACAUGUUUGUCAAGGAGAAGGAGCGCCUCUGGGCGAAAGAGAACACGAGAUGAAGCGCCUCUUCUCUUCUGCCAUCAUCAAAUAAGAACGCGAGGCCUGAAGCGCCUCUUCUGCAGGUGUUGGGUCCCAGGUAGGCGCGACGUGUGUUGUUUACUGAGUUAAUUAAAUGCACCGUUUGUACAACAACUUGUCACCAGGCGGCAAAAUU
Molecule: messenger RNA, 4071 nt
Organism: Triticum dicoccoides
Lineage: Eukaryota; Viridiplantae; Streptophyta; Magnoliopsida; Poales; Poaceae
Product: disease resistance protein RGA5-like
Exons: 8
Coding region: 914-3916 (1000 amino acids)
Biological process (GO): cell surface receptor signaling pathway; defense response to other organism
Molecular function (GO): ADP binding
Source: RefSeq, a predicted model, not a curated record